AUGGAUACCGGCUCAACCACUUCGGUCUCCUACCAUGUGUCCUGCGCCUCCGAUGCAGACGAGUCGAAAUAUCUCCAAAGGGUUCAAUACCUUCGUUGGGUUCGACUCGCUCUCGGGAUCAUCAUCUUUGGCGUCGCGGUCUCUAUCAUAGGGUGUGAAGCAGUCCCCUUCCAGCAUUAUCGAGCGACAUCAGCAUACGGCAAGGUCGGAUUAUAUCUCUGGCCCUUGAACUUCGACAUCCGUCCGACCGUCGCAUUGCUGUCCUGUGGUUGCAUAAUUGCCUUUCUGAAUUUGACAUACACCAUUAUCACUCUCCUUCCUUCUCCCCACGCACAUAUCAAACGACAAAACCUCGUUUCGACAGCCAUCGCCAUCUCAGGAUUCCUCACUGCCUUAGUGGGACUCAUCUUCGCCGUCCAUCUCCCAGACACAAAUCCCCCCAACGGGUUCACGAAAGUAGAAACACUGCAUUCAUGGACUUGCAAAUGGAAAACCGUGCAUGGUCCACUGUCGCCGAAGGUGGAUGACACAGUCACUCCACCACCUGCUCAUUUCGCGCGUGACUGUGCUCUCACUCGGGCGUCUUUUAUUCUGACAGGACUGGCUGUCGGUUUAGCGAUUCUCAUGGGGGUUGCGGCUGGUGUUGGGGUUUGGUUUGAGAGAAGUGUGUCUCAGCAACGAGAACAGGAUACUUCUCCGUUGAGGAAGAUUAAUAUCAUGGCGAAGUAUCCGGGUGUUUGA
Messenger RNA from Aspergillus oryzae RIB40, 741 nucleotides. RefSeq lists its product as uncharacterized. The record is from RefSeq and is a predicted model, not a curated record. The transcript has 2 exons. Lineage: Eukaryota; Fungi; Ascomycota; Eurotiomycetes; Eurotiales; Aspergillaceae. The coding region runs from base 1 to 741 and encodes 246 amino acids.